Molecule: messenger RNA, 621 nt
Organism: Diaporthe citri
Lineage: Eukaryota; Fungi; Ascomycota; Sordariomycetes; Diaporthales; Diaporthaceae
Exons: 1
Coding region: 1-621 (206 amino acids)
Source: RefSeq, a predicted model, not a curated record
AUGUACCACUCGUUGAUCCUUUCAUUUUCUCUCGUCCCCAUCUUGGGACUGGCUUUGCCGACGACAGCGCCGUCCACAGGCACAAACACAGCGCCGACCGGCAACCUCGUCUCGGGCGGCGCGCUGCUAAACGCGACGCAUGCCCCCAAAAUAAACAGUCUCUCCAACAGCACACACCUAUUUGAUACUAUCAACUACUUUCCCGACCCGGAGGUCAGUUGCUCGGGACGUAAACUCGACGACGUGAGCAGCAACUGGAGUACAGACCUUGCCACAGCGGUCACAACGACCACGACAGACGGCAUAUAUGGGACGUGCGACGCGGACGGCUCGGAGGUUGACGGCAGCGGGAACCUGGCGUGGAAGAGUGGGGGCGUACAGGUCUACUACUGCAACCAUGGAUUCACGCCGAACCCCUGCUCGGUAAACGAAUACUGGCGAGCCGACGAUCUUAUCAACGACAAAUGCGGCAGCGACGGCGGCGGGUGGGUGAAAAUUCCCGACUGGGGCAAGACGAUCGGUCGGGAUCCAACAAACUCGGACGGGAGCUUCAGGUCGGAGUGCGGUGCAAGUUUACAUGGCGUCAAGGCGAACGUCGUUACAAAUUCUACCAGCACUUGA